This is a messenger RNA of Styela clava, 1737 nucleotides long. NCBI's taxonomy places the organism in Eukaryota, Metazoa, Chordata, Ascidiacea, Stolidobranchia, Styelidae. The record is from RefSeq and is a predicted model, not a curated record.
AUGCCAGCCAUAGGAAUUGACCUCGGCACGUCUAACUCCUGCGUUGCCGUUUACAGAAAUAACCAGAACCACGUCAUUGCCAACGAUGGAGGAAGUCGACUUACUCCGUCUUUUGUAUCAUUCACAGAAGAUGAACGUCUCGUUGGCGACGCUGCUAAAUCAUCAUUGUCAUCUAAUUUUGAGAAUACAAUAUUCCCGAUCAAAAGGCUAAUUGGACGAACAUACGAUGAUCCUAUAGUGCAGUCUGAUAUGAAGACAAUAGAAUAUGAUGUUGUCAAUGACAAAAACAAGCCUAUCGUUUGCGUCGCAUACAGAAAGCAAUUUUUCACCCCCGAAGAGAUUAGCGCAAUGAUUCUUGAAUCUCUCAAGCAAACAGCUGAAGACUACUUGGGCGAGCCAGUUACCGAUGCCGUUAUUACAGUCCCAGCUCAUUUCAAUGAUGCCCAGCGUGGUGCAACGAGAGAUGCAGGAAUCAUAGCGGGUUUGAAUGUUUUACGAAUGAUCAACGAACCCACUGCUGCGGCUAUAGCUUACGGAAUAGAGACCAAUGACAAACAAAACAUUCUGAUAUUUGAUCUUGGUGGAGGAACUUUCGAUGUCUCAAUUGUAAAUAUUGAAGAUAAAGUAUUUGAUGUGAGAGCUACUGGAGGCGACACACAUUUGGGAGGAAAUGAUUUUGACAACAGAUUGACUGAACACUUUGUUAAAGAAUUCAACAAAGCAAACAAAUGCGACAUGUCGCAGGACAAACGUGCAUUAAGUCGGCUUCGUGUUAAUUGUGAAAUGGCUAAAAGACAGCUUUCAAGUUCUGCAAAGACAAGAGUUAACAUUGAUGCACUUUACAACGGCAAAGAUUGGAAGAGCGAUAUCACGCGGGCAACAUUCGAACAACUUAAUCGUGAUUUGUUCAACAAAACAAUUCAGAUUGUAGAAAAGACGAUUUCAGAUGCAGGAAUGACAACUUUGGAGAUUGACAACGUUGUAAUUGUUGGUGGAUCUACAAGGAUUCCAAAAAUUCAGCAACUUUUGAAAAAACUUUUUGGUGGCAAAGUCAUAGAUAAGAAGAUUAAUGCUGAUGAAGCUGUAGCGUAUGGUGCAGGAGCUUUUGCAGCUAAACUGGCCGAUGAUACACAGUUUAUGUCAGAUUUUAAAGAAAUUGAUCUUCGUGACGUGUUGCCGCAAUCAAUUGGAUGGGAAAGUCUUGGGGGUGGAAUGAAUAUCGUACUGCAACGAAAUACCAACAUACCCAUAAUUGAAACAGUCCAUGGACUGACUACAGCCGAAGAUAAUCAGACAUCAGUGUCGUUUAUAAAAAAGGAAGCAGAAAAACUUAGAAAAGAGGAUGAAGAGUGGAAAGCACGAAAUAGAGCUCGAAAUGAUCUUGAAGAUUUUGUAUAUGCAAUCAAGCAUUCAGUCGACGAUCCUGAUUUCAUACACGAAAUGCUAAUGCACGACAAAAAGCUCAUGCUUGAAAAAUGCACGGAAAUAUUAGAAUGGACUAAUAUAAAAGGAAUUGACAACGUUGUAAUUGUUGGUGGAUCUACAAGGAUUCCAAAAAUUCAGCAACUUUUGAAAAAACUUUUUGGUGGCAAAGUCAUGGAUAAGAAGAUUAAUGCUUAUGAAGCUGUGGCGUAUGGUGCAGGAGCUUUUGCAGCUAAACUGGCCGAUGAUACACAGUUUAUGUCAGAUCUUGCUAUUGAGAAUAAUAUUUUCAUGGCAUUUCCCAAUGCAACAUAA